Clonostachys rhizophaga is the source of this 1101-nucleotide messenger RNA. The record is from the annotation of a GenBank genome assembly. NCBI's taxonomy places the organism in Eukaryota, Fungi, Ascomycota, Sordariomycetes, Hypocreales, Bionectriaceae.
AUGACUGCAUAUGAAUUCGAGGGCUGGUUGGGCCAUGAUCCCGACAGCGUCAAUGGCAAGAUGGAAUGGGGUCGUUUUGAGCCCAAGAAGUGGACAGAGAACGAUGUUGAUAUCCAAAUCACCCACUGCGGCAUGUGUGGCUCUGACCUACAUACUCUCAGCUCAGGGUGGAGCAAGACGGAUUAUCCCUGUUGUGUGGGCCAUGAGAUUGUCGGCAAAGCCGUGCGUGUUGGAAGCAAUGUGAAGCAUCUGCAAGUCGGUGAUCGUGUGGGCGUGGGAGCACAAUCACUCAGCUGUCUUCAGCCUGAUUGUAGGCAGUGCUCCAACGGCAACGAGAACAUAUGCCGCCGAGUCAAUGUAAACACAUACAACUCCCGGUACCCCGAUAAUCAGGGCAAAUCAUAUGGUGGGUAUGCGGACUACAACAGGGCACCCGGCCGUUUUGUCGUCAAGAUCCCUCCAGGCUUGGCUUCAGAGGAUGCAGCCCCGAUGCUCUGCGGAGGCGUCACGGUAUUUAGACCCCUUCGGGCCCAUGGCUGCGGCCCGGGCAAACGAGUCGGCAUCAUAGGAGUAGGUGGACUGGGCCACUUCGGGGUCCUGUUCGCCAAAGCCUUGAGAGCAGAUCACGUAGUGGGUAUCUCGCGGAAGGCAUCAAAGCGAGAUCAGGUACUGCAGCUUGGUGCAGAUGACUACAUAGCGACAGAUGAUGACGCGGGCUGGGUCAAGAAGAACGCCGAAAGCCUGGACUUGAUCAUUUCGACUGUGUCCAGCGACAAGAUCCCGCUAGGGGGUUACCUUAAGCUGUUGGACAUAGGCGGAACCUUCGUGCAAGUCGGAGCCCCGGACAAAGGUCUUCUACCUCCCAUCAACGCAUUUCGACUUAUCAACAGCGAAAUCAAGGUCACCGGCAGUGCCAUUGGUGGUAUCAGCGACAUCAACGAAAUGUUAGCACUUGCAUCUAGCAAAAACAUCAAGCCUUGGGUUGAAACGCGCCCCCUGAGUGAUGCUAACCAGGCUAUCAUCGACAUGGAGGCCGGCAAGGCUCGGUUCAGAUAUGUGCUAGUCAACGAAAAGCAUGCCAAGAUAAAUAGUGUUCUCUAA